Debaryomyces fabryi is the source of this 2268-nucleotide messenger RNA. RefSeq lists its product as uncharacterized. Gene Ontology annotation, biological process: protein polyubiquitination; protein monoubiquitination. The record is from RefSeq and is a predicted model, not a curated record. NCBI's taxonomy places the organism in Eukaryota, Fungi, Ascomycota, Pichiomycetes, Serinales, Debaryomycetaceae. Gene Ontology annotation, molecular function: ubiquitin-ubiquitin ligase activity. The transcript has a single exon. Bases 1 to 2268 code for a protein of 755 amino acids. Gene Ontology annotation, cellular component: ubiquitin ligase complex.
AUGGAUGACAAAGGAUCUAAUAGGUAUAAUUUAAGGCUCUCGUCUUUAUCGCAAAGAGAUGGUAAAAAAGGCCUUAAGCACAAAGGAGACGAGGAACUUUUGAAUAUCUUACCAUCGUAUCAUAUGUAUCAGUCAACUAUAUCGAAAAACUUGACACCUUCGCAUGAAGACUUUCGAACAGAACCACCAAGUUACGAAAUUACGCCUAUAUCGUCAGUUGCCUCAUCAGAAACCUCCAGCGUUAACGAUUAUUUUAUGGAUGUGUCCUUGCCUACUUCUCCCAAUAAUGCUGGUGAAGAAGAAAAUGAAGAAGAAGAUAUUAUGUCUAUAGAUAAUACGAUUUUAUCUAAUGCUCACAAGUUGAAGAGGUUAACAGCUAUGAAUAAAGAAAUCUCUAAGGACUUGAUAAUUAAUAUCUAUUUGACUGAAGAAAUUGGAAAAAUAGGUGUAGCACCUAGAAUUGUUGAUCCAUUAUCUUUAGAACUUAAACAGGGGGAUUAUAUCUACGGUUUUGUAACCGUCACUAAUAAGACAAAGCAUAAUGUUCCAUUUGAUAUGUUCCCGGUAGUAUUUGAAGGAGCCUUAACACUAGGUAAUAAUAAUAGACCAAUUGUACAGCCUCCGGUAAACAUCGUCCGGUUCUUAACUAUGUUUGACUUUAACGCUUCGUGGAACGAUGGUAGCCUUGAUAGGUUAGUAACUGAUAAUAAUAACCCACAUAUUCCUAAGAAUGAUAUUGAUCCUUAUGAUAAUACCCAAAUUCAAUUAAAUCAUAAAAAAAUAUUCGAACCUAAUGUCACUUACAAAAAAUUCUUUACAUUUAAAAUUCCUGAUAAAUUAUUAGACAGUAGUUGUGAACCACAUGGUUUGGUGAAACAUAUUCAGGUACCACCUACUCUAGGUAUUUCAAAGAAUGAAGUGAUAAAUUCAUUAAGAAGAAAAUGGAGAGAUAAUACAGAUGAUGCAGGUAUUUCUUCGCCACGGCCUGAUGAUAGUGAUAUAGGAAGAAAUAAAACUCAGUAUGCAUCGCUUACCAAUGAUUUUGCAUUUCCUGAUACUGCUAUAAGUUAUUGUAUUAGUGCUAGGAUUAUAGGCAGAUCAGCAGGUUACAGAAAUUUGCUUUUGAAAAACCAUCUACCACUGAAUCCAACUGCUGACGAAUACGUGGUUGCAAACGAAAAUUACUGUUACUUAAGAUUGGUUGGAGACGCCGACCCAAUUUUUGAGCUUAAUAGAUCAAUGAUGACCGAAGAGGCCAAAUUGAUAUAUUCAAAUAUGGUCGACAAAAUAAAGGAAUACAUCAGCUUGGCAAAAGAGAUGUCAACGCUUUCUAUUGAAGACAGAACUUCAACUUCUUCUUUACAUCCUACUUCGAGUGCAACUGAAUUAGCAAAAAUGCGCCAGUCGUAUUAUUCAAAAAUUAGCCCUUCCAGACCUAAGGAAAACGUUUACGAAGUAUUUUUACUGUAUAGAAAGAAGUCGAUUAUCGGAACAAACAAAAUAAUAGGUCUUGCUGCUUUGUCAAGUCCAAAAACUCAUUAUAGAGUACCAUAUGUACCGCUAGCAAAACUCAGGAAACCAGACACACCAGUUCCCUCAACAAAAAUAAACAUCCCCUUAGACCUUACUUUUAUCUAUUCAGAAGGUCAAAAUCAGAGUCCGCCAGAUUUCAAGCAUAUAUCUGUUGAACUUAUUGCAUUGAAUAUCAAAUCCAAAAACUUACCCAUCCCUGUGGUAUUCCAUCACGAUAUGCUUUUUCAAAAUAAAAGUAAAGGCUCGGAUAAUUUUGACUAUAUAACUAUCAAACUAUUCCAAAAAUAUGCAGUAGAGUUAUCAAAACUUCUCAAAGACGUCAAGCGUGAUAGCUUAGAAAUAGAUAAAGGUUUAAUACGUGAUGUCAAGUGUCUUGCUAACCUUUCGUCCAAGUAUGAUUAUUUCAAGAUUUUAAAUCCGAAAGUGUCUGCUAUGGACUCUUCAGAGGAGCUAAACUUGAUUUCAUCAAUACCAUGGGAAUCGGAAAGUUUGAUUAAAAAAUCUCCAAAAGAUAAGGUAGAGGAACAAGUUAAGUACACCAAGAGAUUCAAUGCUGUUAUUGAUAUAUCAAACGCAGCCUUGGUUCCAAGUGGCUCUAAGGAUUUCUGCUUGAUACCUGACUUUCAAUAUUGUUUUACAGCUCGACUUUAUUAUUUGAAAAUAAAACUUAAGUGUCCUAAUGGCGAUAUUAUGGCCCUUAAAGUACCUUUGAUACUCCAAAAAGAAAGAGAGUAG